This is a messenger RNA of Leptopilina boulardi, 4116 nucleotides long. RefSeq lists its product as uncharacterized. The transcript has 12 exons. The record is from RefSeq and is a predicted model, not a curated record. Gene Ontology annotation, biological process: detection of chemical stimulus involved in sensory perception of smell; sensory perception of smell. Bases 533 to 2899 code for a protein of 788 amino acids. Gene Ontology annotation, cellular component: plasma membrane. Gene Ontology annotation, molecular function: olfactory receptor activity; odorant binding. NCBI's taxonomy places the organism in Eukaryota, Metazoa, Arthropoda, Insecta, Hymenoptera, Figitidae.
UAUCACAGCAAGGAUACUUUGUAGAUUACUCUAUACAAGUAAAAAUUCUUUUUUAUACAAUAGUUUCUAAAUGCGAAAUCUUUUUGAAAAUCGUCAAUUGACCUAAGCCAUCCGAUUAACAGUAGGUAUUUAAAGAAUUGAAAAGUUUAGAGGGUGCAUAAAUUGUUUGACGUAUACAAAAUGAGCUCUGCACAUACUAAAAUAUGUGCAUAAUCUAUAGUUGUUUUCAAAGUAUAAAGUGAUGAGACUUACAAUUCAUAAAUAGUACGUAGUAAGAGAAAAAGUUACCAGUUUGUGAAAUGCUAUGGGUGCGUUUUUCAGAUUUCUUAUUAAUUUUUAAUGCAUCUGGAAAAUGCAGUUUAUGCUUGCGAUCCUUAAGUCUUCAAUAAGUUAUUUUCAAAUUGAUUUUUGUUACUUUUCUACUAGCUGGGUAGAAAUAAUGAAUGCCUUCUAACGGAUGGUAUACUAAAACAGAAAAAACGCCUCAUUUCAUUUUUGCUUUCUACAUUUCUGUUUUGAUUCUUGUACAAUUAUGAAAAUUCCAAUAAUUCAUUGGACAUUAAAUUACAGUCUUUAUUUCCUUGGUUUUUGGCCAAAUAAACCGAAUCUUAUUAACCAACUGCUAUUAUGUUCAUCGCUUGUUGUGAUUUGUCCUUUUCAAUUGAUAGAUGUUAUAAAAUUUUCCCAUGAUAAAGCAAGAAUGGUGGAUGGGAUUCGCGAUUUAGCUGCAAUUAUAUUCAUAUGCACUAAAUUUUUACUUAUCCGUUACAAUCGGAGUUAUUUGUAUUCACUAUUCAACGAAGUGGAAGAAGAUUGGAAAAUUUUAAAAGAUUCUCAGGAAAUUGAAAUAAUGAUGAAAUAUGCAAAGUACGCUCACACAUUUUGUAUUUGUGAAUGGUGGCUUUAUUCAACUACUAGUUUUGCAUAUUUUGUUGAAUUUUUCGUACUUUUCUUCUCUCAUUCAUCAGAGGAAGACAAAAUGCUGUUAAUACCAGCAACAUAUCCAUUUGACGUUAAUUAUACUCCAAUUUUUGUUUCAAUGUCAAUUUUUCAAAGUGCACUCCUAACAUUGUGGGUUAGUGCUAACGCUGUCUCGGAAACAUUACUCAGUACAUUGGUAUUUCAUCUGGUUGGUAGAAUUGAGAUAUUAAUGAAAGAAAUUAGUGAAAUAACUUUUCCUUCCAAUUCAUCGUCUGAUAAUAAAUAUUUAAUAACAUUUAUCAAAAAUAUUGUAAAGAAACAUAGAAAACUAAUACUCAUGAGUCAUAAAAUUGAGUCUAUUUAUAGUUAUAUUUGCUUUACACAAUUUCUUGCUAGCACACUUUUGCUCUGUUUAACAGGAUUUUUAAUCAUAACUUCUGUGGAUGCACUUGACAUAUUUCUAAUAGUAAAAUACAUAUGUUUUAUAUGUCUCUCAUUACUGCAGGCAUUUGCUUUCUGUUUUUCUGGUGAAAUUCUUCUUUCUCAGAGUUUGAAUAUUCCUCAGUGUGUAUGUAAUUGUUCAUGGUAUGAGACAACGCCGGAAAAUAUCAAACUAUUAUUAAUGGUUAUUAUGAGAACACAAAAACCAAUGACACUAACGGUUGGAAAAUUUACUGAAUUAUCUGUUGGCAGUUUUACAAGGAUUUUGCAAACAGCAUUUUCUUAUUUGUCAGUAUUGCGGACGGAAAUAAAUGAAUUUCUCCUAAUAUUAAAAAAAAAAGAACCCCAUUCGUUUUCAUUUUCUGUCUUUCUACGGUUCUUGCCAUAUAUAAUUAUGGAAAUUCCAAUCAUUCAUUGGACAUUAAAAUACAAUCUUCAUUAUCUCGGUCUUUGGCCAAAUAAAUCAAAUCCAAUUGCCCAAUUGCUUCUAUGUUCCACGCUUGUUGUGAUUUGUCCCUUUCAAUUGGUUGACGUUAUAAAAUAUUCCCACAUCAAACUAAGAGUGUUGGAUGGUAUUCGCGACAUGAUUGCACUUACAUUCAUAAUCACAAAAUUUUUACUUAUCCGUUUCAAUAAAAGUAAGUUGCACUCGCUUUUCAACGAAAUAGACCAAGAUUGGAAGAAUUUAAAAGACCCUAAGGAAAUUGAUAUAAUGAUGAAAUAUGCAAAGUAUGCACAAAAGUUUUGUACUUGUCAAUGGUGUCUUUAUGCAACUACUGGUUCCUCAUAUCUUCUAGAAUUUUUAGCAAGAUUACUCACGCAUCCAGAGGAUGAAGAGAGUCAGUUAUUAAUACCAGCAACAUAUCCAUUUAAUGCUAAUUAUACACCAAUUUUUGUAUCAAUGUCAAUUUUUCAAACUGUACUCUUAACAUUGUGGGUUAAUGCUAACGCUUUGCCUGAGACAUUACUUAGCACAUUGGUAUUUCAUCUAGUGGGUAGAAUUGAAAUUUUAAUGAAAGACAUUAGUGAAAUAACUUUUUCUCCCAGUUCAUCAACUGAUAAUAAAUAUUUAGUAACAUUUAUCAGGGAUAUUGUAAAGAAACAUAAAAAAUUAAUAGUUAUGAGUCAAAAAAUUGAAUCUAUUUUUACUUAUGUUUGCUUUACUCAGUUUCUUACAAGCACUCUUUUGCUCUGUCUAACAGGAUUCUUAAUGAUAUCUUCUGUGGAUUCACUUGAUGUAUUUUUAAUAGUAAAAUAUGUAUUGUAUAUAUUAUUCUCAUUACUGCAGGCAUUUGCCAUCUGUUUUUCUGGAGAAAUUCUACUUUCCCAGAGUUUAAAUAUUCCUCAAUGUGUAUGUAAUUCUUCAUGGUAUGAAACAACGCCAGAGAAUGUCAAGCUUUUAUUAAUGGUUAUUAUGAGAACACAAAAACCAAUGACACUAACUAUUGGAAAGUUUGCCGAAUUAUCUAUAAUCAGCUUUAUAGGGAUUUUACAGACAGCAUUUUCAUAUUUGUCAGUGUUACGGGCAACGUAUUGAAAAUAAAUGAAACAUAUUAAAAGUAAAAUUCAAAUAACUUUAUUACUACAAAUGAAAGGUAAAAAAAGUUUGUUUUUAGAUAACCUAUCUGAAAAUUAGCAAAAAUAUAUUGGCGUAAUAAAUUUUUUUUCAAUUUGCGGAAACUGGAAAUAAAGUGGAUAUCAGAUUUUAAUUAUAGGCUAUAAGUUUAGAUAAUAAGAUAAAAAAUGUAUGAAAAAAAUGAUUUUUCAAUUGUUUAAAAAUUAACUGUGUUUGAAUUUAGACGCCGCCACAUAAUUAUAUCCAUGUUAAAUUAUAGAGGAACAAGAAAUAUUUAAUAUAUAUUUUUUGAAAGGAUGAGGCAAGACCACAGAAGAUUCCUCAAGAGUUACAAUAAGAAAUUCCAUAAAAUUUAGAAAAAUUAUUAGAAAUUCAAAUUUUGCAUAAGGUUUAACUACACUCAGAGAAAUGGUAUAUUUGUCUCCGAGCCUACUAACUCAUUUAUUUGUUGCAAAUAUAUUUUAUUUCAUUGAAAUAAAAAAUUUAUUUGAGGCAAAGAAAAAUUUAUUUCUGACAAAUAAAACUUUUAUUUACGCCAAAUAAAUAAGUUAGUAGGCUCUGAGACAAAUAUACGUUUAUUUAACUCAAAUAUAUUUUAUUUGGUUCAAAUAAAUCAUUUCUCUGCGUGUAAUACCCUUCAAUCAUAUAUUAAUUCAGAAAUUAUACCAAAAUUAUGACUAUAAAGAUUAAAGAAGACAAACGAUAUUAACCAUUUUUCGAUAUCUUUUUAAAUAAAAGUUUUAGUAUUAAAAAUCAUUAUACCCUAUAUAGAUAUAUUUACUACAAACAUUCAUGAAAAUGAAUUUCUGAGUAUUUAAACAUGUAAAUAUUUGGUACUUUUCAAGUGUUGAAGUUACUUUAAUGUUACUUUUACCACAUGUUUUGGGAUAUAUUUAUGAUAAUCGAUUUUAAACACAGAAAGAAAGCUUCAUCUGGAACAGCGAAAAGUUUCACUAGAAUAGUGAAACAGAUUUAUAUGAAAAAAUUCAAACUUUUGAUAUUCUAUGUGAAACCUUGCCCUAUUCCAGGUACAUCUCUUUUUCCGUGAAUGACUCUUGUUAAUGAUUUUAUGACAAACAUAUAAAAAAAAUGGACCAAGUCCAAAAAUGUUAAUGUAAUUGCACGAGAAUUGAUUCUAUUUGUUCAAAUGACAUUAAAAUAGUUUACUUUUAUUAAAA